Messenger RNA from Rhagoletis zephyria (snowberry fruit fly), 1008 nucleotides. It is a transcript of the gene PIG-F, whose product is annotated as phosphatidylinositol glycan anchor biosynthesis class F. NCBI's taxonomy places the organism in Eukaryota, Metazoa, Arthropoda, Insecta, Diptera, Tephritidae. Gene Ontology annotation, cellular component: endoplasmic reticulum membrane. The record is from RefSeq and is a predicted model, not a curated record. Gene Ontology annotation, biological process: GPI anchor biosynthetic process.
AAAUCGUCAAUUCGGCAACGCUAAGGAGGGUUGACACAUUUUUGACACUUAUUUAUAACUUAUUUUUACGCUCUACUUACCGAAAUAGCCCGGAUAGCGUGUGGAACAAACUUAUUAAAAUAAUAAUUUUGUUUUCUAGUAAAAUCGCUAUGAAAUUCGAUCAGCAAAAAACUAAACACCAGCUAUUCCAUUUGUCUAUAAGCUUGGCAACGGUGCUCGUCUGUAUGACUUAUAUGCAGUUUCAUCGCAAUUGGGCAAAUGUCGGCAACCUUUGGAAUUCUCUGAUUGUACCUAUCGUAUUUACCGGGGAGCUUCUCAAGGUGGUACUUGCACGAUAUUACAGUCGUGCGGAUGAUAAUGCGCUUACACAACAACAGCGACAAAAAAGGGCUUCCUACUUAACAAUACGUGAAAUUUGUGGGGGAUUGCUUUUACAAUUUAUAUGCACGUUAUUGUAUGCAUUUGUAUGUAUUAUAUUAGGAGCACCUGUACUGCAAAACUAUGAACAAACCUUUGUACUAGCGCUUUUGCUCACCUUACAAACAGCAUCUCCAACUGUAUUUCUACUAGGAGCAGGAGGUGCAUUACAGGUGUGUUUCUGUGAAAAGCCCGAUACUGUAACAAAAAGUGAGGAGACUGCUCUCGGGUUGUUCAAAUACAAUGCCUUAGGAGGAAUCUUGGGUGCUUGGGCUGGCUCUGUAGUUGCGCCUUUAGACUGGGACCGCGAUUGGCAAGCGUAUCCAAUACCAAAUGUAGUAGGCGCACUGCUGGGAUGCGCUUUAGAAAGCGGCACUAAGACAUCCGAUUUUUCGAAUGAAACAACGCAAAAGCUGCCAAUAUCCAAAUAUGUAUAUUCAAAGGCCCUGAAAUUAAUUGUAUAGUAUAUCUAGUCAAAGUCUUCGCAACUGAAGGAACCACAGUAUCAUAAAUACAUUAAAUGAACAUGUAUUUAAUUUAAAUUAUUAAAAAAAAAUCAUGUAAAUUAAAGUUAAAUAAAAAAUUAACAUU